AUGAAGGACAAGUGGAACGUGCAAAUUCCUCGGGGAAAGGUCAAGCCGCCCUUCCGAGCAGCAGCUCGAUCCAACCCACUCCACGUCAGCGGCGGCGGCGGCGGCGGAGGAAAAGUAUCCGCGAACGACCGACGGAUGUGGGAGGACGAGCGGAAACGUCUGGUGCGCGUUCCCAGGCGUGCGACGCACGGCGACGACGACUACGACGAUUACGACGACGAGGACGACAACGACGAGGAGCAAGGCUACGGGGGAAACGGCCGCUCUUCCAGCGGGCGCGGCGGCUAUCGCAGGGUCGGGAAGGUGGUGGACGAUGAGGAGGACGAGUUCGGCGAGGAGGGGUGCUUGUGGUGGUUCUGCUGCUCGUGCUUCAAAUGGCAGCGCGUGUGCGGCGUGAUGUGCGGGCUGGUGAUCCUCGCCGCGCUUCUCUACGCGCUACUCGACGCCAGCGACCUGCUCCCUUGCGGUGACAAGUGUCUUCCCGCCAUGGGGAACCUCGGCCCGCUGUACCAGCGCGCGGUGAAUGCCGCGCAGCAGCAGAUGGGCGGAGAGACGGCGUUUCCGAGUGCCGCGGAUGGCGCCGCAGUCGGCGCUGAAGGCGGAAUCGGGGAAGCAGGAUCAGCCGCCGCAGCUUACGCUCAGCAGCAGCAGCAACAGCCAUCUCAAAGCGACGCACUGCCGUAUCAGCCGGAGCAACAGCAGCAGCAGCAGCUGCAGCAGCAACUGGAGCAGCAGCAGCAGUCUAUGGUGCACUUCGAGCCACAAGAUAGCGCUCUGCUAGUUCCGCACACCCAACCGGUGGAGCAGCAGCAACAGCAACAGCAGCAGCAGCAAGAAGAAGCGCCUGAGCUGCCGCAGGAACCGCCGUUGGACAUGCCGUUUGUGCCGCCGCAGAAUCCGCCGCUGACCCCGCUACAAGAGCCAGAUGGUUCAUCCGAAGCUGGGACGGAUGCGAAGCCGCAAGACCUGCCCGACGGGUCCGCUGUGGCCGCGCAAGAGGCGGAGGGAAACGCGGAAGAAGCGAUGGCUGCGGGAGGAGAGACUGGUGUGAACCUGGCUCAGACGGAAGCGCAGCAGGUGCGCUCGGCGGAGGGGCAGCAGCAGCCGCCUGCAGCGCAAUGGGGGGCAGAUUCUGCCCAGGGUGGCGCAGAGACGUGGGGAGCGGAAGUCGGAGUGGGUGCCGCGGAAGAUAUCCGCGGAGCGGCGGCCGCGGAGGUGGAUGGGAACGCGGAAGAGUCCCGCGGGUACAGCACCGCUGCAGGGAACGCGGAAGUGGAAGGGCAAGUGGCGGCGGAGAGACAAGUGGAGGCGGACGGGUUUGUAGCGGCGGCGGGGCAAAUGGUGGCGGAGAGGCAAGUUCCGCCGCAGAGUCAAGGAGUAAUUGCGGAAGGUGCAGUGGCGCAAGAGGUCCAGGAGGAUCGCGCGCGGACAGGGCGGCCAGGUGCGCCGGUAGAUGCGGGGGCAGCAGAGGCGGUAGGCGGGCCAGCGGCGAAGACUGCGGGGACUGCAGGGCAGGCGGAACUCCAGGGAGAGCUGGAGGCGGGCGGUGGGGCGCAGAUUCCGGACACACGUACUGGUUCCGGCAACGCGACAGGCGCUUCAGCUGCUACAGCUGUCACAGGCGCUAUGGAUGUUCCUGGAAGUGUUUCCGUGGCUGGUACCAAGGCCGCAGCUACAAGCAGUGUCCCUGGCGUUGCUGCUAGCACUGCUUCAAGCCCAGCCUCUGCUACAGCCGUUGCGACAGUCCCUGCAGCAACCGCUGCUAAAGCUGCUGCCACAGCCUCUGCUGCAACCUCUGCUACAGCCGCUGUUACAGCCUCUGCUACAUCCCCAGCUACAACCGCCGGUGCAUCACAAACGUCCGGCUUCGGACACGUGGCAGGCGGGGUUCAGCAGCUACAGGCGGAGGGGGAAGCGCGCGCGAGAGCGGAGCAACAGAGGAAGAAGGGGGAGGGUAAGGCGAACGACGCGGCGCAAGGCGAUGAGGUGCCUGACGACGCCAUGGCUGCUGAUUUCCGCGCUUGCAUUGAGCCCGGCAAGCUCGCUGACAUGGCUGCCCAGUCCUCGUGGCCCUAUCUCGCGCUCUUGGGUGUGCGGCCAGGCUUUACACGUCAGCAGGAGGCGCUCUUACGUGGCUUGUGGGCAGCAAAGGCGACGGGAUCCGUGCUGCUGCUGCCGCCCUUUUUCCUGAGCUUCGAUUCGGGCGGCAUGAAGCAGACGAAGCUGCAGCAAUACCUCGAUACAGACAGACUCGUUACUCAUAUGUACUGCUCUUCCAAGUCCUGGGCGGUUGACCAUUUACCGGCCUCCAUCGUAGCCUCUCUUCCCGCAAACGCCACGGCUGCCAACAUGCCUGCGCUUGUGCAAGCUCUGGGACCUGCAGCGCAGCGCAUUCCUUCCAAAGUAGUUGCUGCGUUGAGCGCCGGUGGUGGUGGUGGCGGCGGUGGCGGUGGUGAUGCCGCUUCUGUUAUAGCUGCUUGGAGUGAGAAGAUGAGAGAUGAUGCUGCAGCUGGGAAGGUCAAGCUCAUUCUCCUGGACGCGGACACGCCCAUCCCCUUCACCUCGCGCGACCAGCAGCACCUGCGCCGCAACGGCUUAGCAGCCAUGCGCCCUGCGCAGCCCAUUGCAUCGCUCUCCGCACACCUCCUGCACCUGCUGCGCAAGACCCACGAGGCGCAAUUCGGUGAGCUAGUUGGCUUCUCCUUUGCAGUCGUGCACAUCAACCCAGACUCACUCGCAGAAGCCUCUGCUUUCGCCGCUGCUCCUGGCGGUGGUAACGGUAUCCUCGGCAACAGCAGCAGCGGCAACAGCAGCAGCAGCAGCAGCAGUGGAAGUAGUGGCGGCAGCAGCACUGACCGGCUGCUGUCUGUCCUGCUUGCAGUGCUCAACCCCGCCCACACCCUCCUCUACGUCACGAUCGGCGACACGCCUCAGCGCGCAGCCAUCCUGAACCGCCUCACCUCCGCUUCCUUUCACAUUACCACUCGUGACGCCCUCUUACGCUCCGACCGUUCCGCAGCAACCUCCGAUGCACAGAGGUUCUUAUCUGCGCUCCACCCGGAGCAUGAGAUGCAGGCUGCGGUGGAACAAGCAGUGGCGAGGGAGGCUGCGGUGUUUUUUGGCCCGGCUGAGUCGUCCUUCUCUUCCCUGGUGUUUGAGCUAAGGUGCUUCACGCACCCGCCCCUGCUGGAGGGAGGGGAAGGUGUGGCGAUGCGUGCGACUGUGUUCUACGAUGUGGGUCCGUCUGCUGUGCCGUGCCGCACUCCCAGUGGCAGGAGUCUGCGCCGAGGGGGACGGGGGCGUGGGGCGGCGGAAGAGAGCAGCAGAGGAGGAUGCGAGCACGGACAUGUGGGAGACGAGAGGAUGGAGUACCAGCAGGGCGUGCGGUCGCUGAUGUUGUUCACUAUCCACCCGUUGGACGAGCCCGACCCGUCUCAGUGCAUGGAGUACCAGCAGGGCGUGCGGUCGCUGAUGUUGUUCACUAUCCACCCAUUGGAUGAGCCCGAGCCGUCGCAGAGGCAGUGGCAGCAGCAGCAGCAGCAGCAGCAGCAGCAGCAGCAGCAGCAGCAGCAGCAGCAGCAGCAGCAGCAGCAGCAGCAGCAGCAGCAGCAGCAGCAGCAGCAGCAGCAGCAGCAGCAGCAGCAGCAGCAGCAGCAGCAGCAGCAGCAGCAGCAGCAUUAG
Molecule: messenger RNA, 3681 nt
Organism: Closterium sp. Naga37s-1
Lineage: Eukaryota; Viridiplantae; Streptophyta; Zygnematophyceae; Desmidiales; Closteriaceae
Source: the annotation of a GenBank genome assembly